CUGCGCCGGGCAGGGCGGUGGCUGCGGCGUUGAGGCUCAUAACCGCCCCGGUUCGGGCUUUGCUGCAUCCCAGCGCGGCCGUGCUGAGGACCGAGCCUCCCUCCCCAACCCCGUCUCGUCGCACCCCAGCCAUGCCCACGGAGACCGAACGCUGCAUCGAGUCCCUGCUAGCCGUCUUCCAGCGGUACGCAGGGCGCGAGGGGGACAACUGCACGCUCUCCAAGAGGGAGUUCCUGGCCUUCAUGAACACCGAGCUGGCUGCCUUCACGAAGAAUCAGGACCCAGGUGUUGUGGACAGGAUGAUGAAGAAACUCGAUUUGAAUAGCGAUGGGCAGCUAGAUUUCCAAGAGUUCCUGAACCUCAUCGGGGGCAUUGCGGUGGCCUGCCACGAUACCCUGAUUGUUAAGGCCCCUCACCCUUAGCCCUGGCUGCUGCAUCUCCCCCCACCGCUGUGAACAUUCCUCGAACCAGACCGAUGCAAAGCUGGAAGCAGCGCCUUUAAGAUGGGGACAUCCCCACUCCUCAUUUUUAUGUAUAAAAUAAAAGGUUUAAAAUCCUA
Molecule: messenger RNA, 559 nt
Organism: Tyto alba (common barn owl)
Lineage: Eukaryota; Metazoa; Chordata; Aves; Strigiformes; Tytonidae
Gene: S100A11
Product: S100 calcium binding protein A11
Exons: 3
Coding region: 132-422 (96 amino acids)
Biological process (GO): regulation of cell population proliferation
Cellular component (GO): cytoplasm
Molecular function (GO): calcium ion binding; calcium-dependent protein binding
Source: RefSeq, a predicted model, not a curated record